Messenger RNA from Lasiodiplodia theobromae, 768 nucleotides. Its product is annotated as Short chain dehydrogenase. The transcript is spliced from 2 exons. Bases 1 to 768 code for a protein of 255 amino acids. The record is from RefSeq and is a predicted model, not a curated record. Gene Ontology annotation, molecular function: oxidoreductase activity. Lineage: Eukaryota; Fungi; Ascomycota; Dothideomycetes; Botryosphaeriales; Botryosphaeriaceae.
AUGGAUUUUUCAGGGAAGAUCGUCCUCAUCACCGGCUCUGGUGGAGGUUUGGGAAAGGCCAUUGCCGAGGCAUACCUGAACGCCGGAGCGAAAGUGUCGAUUUGCGACAUCAAUGAGGAGCGCCUUAACGUAACGGCAGGCGAGUUCAAAAGGACGCAUGGUAACGACAAAUUCCUUGCGACGGUCACCGAUGUCACCGAUGAAGCUUCCGUCAACGAGGUUUUCGCCAAAACGAUAGAAAAGUUCGGCCGCCUCGACAUCAUGAUCAACAACGCAGGCGUGGCAGAUAAAUUCGACCCAGUUGGUGCCGUCGACCGCUCCCUUUGGGAUCGCGUCCUCGCCAUCAACCUGACUGCACCCUUCCUCUUUUGCAAGCUGGCAGUCAAUCAGUUCCUCGCACAGGAGCCUGCUGGCGGCGUCAUCGUCAAUAUCGCGUCCGUCGCUUCCCUAAAGAGCGGCAUAGCCGGUGCCGCAUACACAGCUUCCAAGCACGGCUUGCUCGGACUGACCAAGAACACGGCGGCCAUGUACAACGCAAAGAACAUUCGAACCGUCGCGGUGCUACCGGGAGGUAUGCAAACGAACAUCAGCGAGGCCAUGGCGACUGGAAUGAACCAGGAUGGCUGGGCAGUCGCUCAAAGGCAGAUGAUUCAGACCCUGAACGACCUCCAGGACGUUGCGCAAACUGUGCUGUUUUAUACGAGCCCUAGCGCAAAGGGCAGCAAUGGAGCCGUUGUGACCGUGGAUGGUGGGUGGUUGACUUUUUAA